GAUUUGACUGAUAUGUAACCUGGGAAGCAUUGUAAUCGAUUAGUUUAUACAACCUAACCGGUUUUACUAAUUAUUAUGAUAAAUCGAAUAUGCAUAACACUCAAUCGGCGAAGGGAUAUCUGUCAUAGCGAUACAUAAUUUUUCAAAGAUAUCAGUUGUAUUCGUGGGAAAUCAGAUCUGCAUGCCAUGAAACAAGACCGCAAGCUUUUAAUUCUCUACGGAAGCCAAACAGGCACAGCACAGGAUGUGGCCGAAAAGCUUGGCAGGGAAGCUAAGCGCAGACAUUUCAAGACCAGAGUUAUGGCCCUUGAUACAUACAAUGUUGCAAAUCUCGUCAGUGAAACGACUGCCAUAUUUGUGUGCUCAACGGCAGGCCAGGGCGAUCCUCCAGACAAUAUGACGUGUUUCUGGAAGUUCAUACUGCGUCGUAACUUACCGAGGGACUCGCUGUGUCAACUUCAACACGCCGUUCUUGGACUAGGAGACUCUUCCUAUCUUAAGUUCAAUUUUGUUGCGAAGAAGCUUCACAGGCGUCUGGAACAGUUGAGCAGUACCCCUCUCCUUGACGUGGGGCUAGCUGAUGAUCAGCAUGACCUGGGUGCAGACGCAGUUGUCUACCCUUGGAUGGAGAAAUUAUUUACACAACUCCUGGUUAUCUACCCCUUGCCUGACAACCUACAGAUUAUUCCCACAAGUGUGAGACCUGAAUCCAGAUUUAGGGCAGAAUUCAUUGAUUCUAAUAGAUUGAAACCGUUUGAACUGUCUUCUGAAGAAACCUCCUCACCAUCAAGCAUGCCAAUUUGGUUCCCAGCAAAGCCAUUUCCUGCCAGGUUGAUCUCCAAUGAGCGGGUAACCAGUGAAGAACAUUUUCAGGACACAAGGCUUAUUAGGCUGGACAUAUCAGGAUCUAAUAUCAGCUACUGCCCAGGAGAUGUUGCCGUUGUGUGCCCACAGAACAUGCCUGACACCGUGGCCGAUUUCAUGGAAUACAUGAACUUGAAUCCUGAGGAGUCCUUUAUACUGCAUCCAAAUGAUAGUGAUGUUUCCGUCCCACGACUUCCAAGCCCAUGCACUGUUCGACGCCUUGUGGAGAGUUACCUGGAUAUAAACUGCGUUCCCAGAAGAUCCUUCUUCGAGAUGAUGCUAUAUUUCGCUGAAGAUGAACUUGAGAGAGACAAACUGCAAGAAUUCACGUCUCCCACUGGACAGGAGGAGCUCUUUUCAUAUUGCAACAGAGGGAGAAGAACACUUCUGGAGGUUCUACACGACUUCCCAAAAACAAGCCCCAAUAUUCCGUUUGCCUACCUCCUAGACCUGAUACCUGUACUGCAGCCACGGUCCUUCUCUAUAGCAUCAUCUUUAAAGGCACACCCCGAUGAAAUACAGCUGCUGGUGGCAGUGGUUAAGUACAAGACUCGCAUUCAGGCCCCGCGAAGAGGCGUCUGCUCAACAUGGUUGUCUUCUCUUGAGCCUGGAACCAGUACCAGAGUUCCUGUCUGGGUGAAGAAGGGAACCAUCGUGUUUCCACGGGAACCAGAGGUGCCUGUGAUAAUGAUUGGCCCAGGAACAGGAAUUGCUCCAUUUCGCAGUUUUAUUGAAGAAAGAGCAGUCAACAAGAAAGGAGCGAGUACCUUGUUUUUCGGGUGCCGCUCCAGUAGUAAUGAUUUCUACUUCGAGACCCAGUGGAAGGAUAUGGUUGCUAGGCAGCUGCUGACACUUCAUACUGCAUUCUCAAGGGAUAAUCAGGAUGGCAGUAAAUACUACGUACAGCAUGCUAUAAGGGAUGCAGGCAGCGAGGUGUGGAGGCUGCUGCAGUCAGGUGCCGUGGUCUGUGUAGCUGGAAAUUCCAAAAACAUGCCAGAUUCAGUCCGUGAAGCUAUCAAAGAGGUGGGGAAAGUGCAUGGUGGCCUCAGUGACUCAGCGGCCAAUGAUUUCCUUCUCAUGCUUGACAAGGAAAAGCGAUAUCAGGCGGAAACCUGGUCUUGAUAUUUGGAUCAUUGAUAUAGGACUUGUUUAUGUAUAAAUAUACCUGUUGAAAGUGAUAUCAUACUGUUACCUGGGUUUGAUGAUUCGAUUUAUGAUAUAGGACUUAUAAAUAUAUAAAUAUACCUGUCUUAAUCGAUAUCAGUCUGAAACCUGCUCUUGAUAACGGAUUAUUGAUAUUGGAUUUUAUCUAUGUUUAAAUUAUCUAUAUGAAACCUGCUGUUGAUAGUUUUAUUGUUGAUAUGGGACACUAUAAAUUUAAAAAUGUCGUGAUCAUGGAAUUGUUGAUAUAUGAAUAAGUAAAAUGGGAUUAUUUGGGCCAAGGAGACUUACAGAACAGCAUCAGACUGUCUCUCAGAAAUAUGUGCCUGGUGGUAUGUUUGGAUACUAAAUGUAUCUAAGCUCAAGUAAAACCAUGUACAGGUAUAUAAUGCUCCCAUAAGAAAUACCUUCACGUAUGGUCUUGUUUUACUCACCACAUAAAACAGUGUUGUAAAUUUACACGUGUAAAAAGAGAAAUACUUAUGGACCGGAAGAACCAUAUCAAUUUCUUAAGCAGAUAAUACUGUGUAUUGAAGUGUUCAUUUGAACAUGACGUUUAUUAAUGCACACCGUUAUAGUCGUAAUUUUGUUUGCUAUUGAUGAUUCAUAAACAUGUAAAUGAUA
Messenger RNA from Dreissena polymorpha, 2649 nucleotides. RefSeq names its product NADPH-dependent diflavin oxidoreductase 1-like. The record is from RefSeq and is a predicted model, not a curated record. Lineage: Eukaryota; Metazoa; Mollusca; Bivalvia; Myida; Dreissenidae. Gene Ontology annotation, cellular component: cytosol. Gene Ontology annotation, molecular function: flavin adenine dinucleotide binding; NADPH-hemoprotein reductase activity; FMN binding.